AUGGCUAGAAAAAAAUCUGACAAUAAAAAAUGGAAAACGAGACCAUCUCGUAAAAAAAGUAGCAAUCGUAAUAAAAAGCCAAGUAAAAUUCGAAAAAACAAUUGCAAAAGAUCGGGUACUAAAAAUCGUUUAAAAAAUGUAAAAGAAGAUUUAAACAGCGUUAUAACUAACGAUCGGCUAAUUGAAGAAUACUUAUUAACAGAAGAAAUAUUUGACACACGCAUAGUACACGAUUUUCUUACUGAAAGAUACUUAUCAGAAGUUCGACAAGUAUGGCUUCCUUGUCAAUGUUGUAACUGCGAACAUCCAUCUCACAAUAUGCAACCAGCAAAAGAAGAUCAUCAAAACUAUCAUGAUUGUAUUGCUGGCGAAAUGAUAUGUUCAUUUUGUUAUCAUUAUAAACCAAAAGACGAAUAUACCAUUUGUCCACAUGCACGUUUUAAAAAUCUAUUGGAAAUUACCUCAGUGCCUUUGUGUUUAAAAUUAGGUUUUCUCGAGCAAAGAGCUAUUGCCUUAAUGCAUUGCUAUAUGAGUAUUUUAAUUAUUCGUGGUCAUCAAUCAGCAAUGAAGGGACAGGUAGUACAUUGUCAAGCUGAUGUUGUCGACAAUAUAGGUGAUCUAUUACCAUUUCCUAAAUGUUAUGAAUUCAUGGCAGUUAUUCAACAAAAACCAAGUGAUCACAAUGGUGAAAUAAAAGCAACAGUGAGAUAUUCAGUCAGUGCUAUUCAAAUCUUGCGUGCUAUUCAAUAUCUUAUUAAACAUCACGUUGGGUAUAUAAAUAAACAAGUUCUAUCACUUGAGAAAAUUCAAGAAAUGUUUGAGUGUCGUAAAGAAGAAAUCGCUCUUAUUAGAAUUAUAGAUUCAUAUGCUUAUAAUAAUGCUACAACAUCUGCACCAAUUAUUUUAGAUAGUGAUGAAGCUUUACUCGGUCCCAGUCGUACUCUUAAAGCAGGCGAGGAUCUAAUUUGGCAACUUCAAUCUGGAAUGGAAGAAUCUACUUUUCCAUGGAUUUAUCCUACAGGAGAAGGAGGUGAACUUGAUCGUAAACGACCCAUUUCAUUAAAAAUUCGUGAUUAUUGCAAAUUACGAUUAAUGUCUGCUGAUAAAAGAUGGCAAGCUGAUCCGAUUUGGACAUUUAGAGCGAUGAAUCUUAUUCAAAGAGAUGAUUUGUGUAGUGCUGUUAAUUAUCAUGCAAAAAAAUACUAUAAAAAAGAUAAAUUAUGCUAUAAUAUAUAUCCGUCGAUUGGAAAAGCUGUUCGAGGCACAAGUGCUUAUUGGUCAACACCUAAGAAAAUACUACGUGCUAUGUAUGCAACUUUAUCUAAGCCUAAUAUUUUCUUAAGUAUUAAUCUACAAGAUGAUAUUGAAUUUUUAACACAUAUUGAUGAAAGCCGUUUCGGUAAUGUUAAUAAUCCAAAUUAUCACGAAAUCGAUAAUCUUUCUGACGAUGAUUAUUUACAACUUGUAAACGAAAACAGUGCACUCAUAGCACGCAUGUGUCACCGACGGAUGCUAGCUUUUGAGAAAUUUAUCACGGACAAGAGACAUCCAUUUUUCAUCGAUUAUGCUGUUGCUAAUUAUUUUUUUAAAAUUGAAUUUCAACGUGGUGGUCUUCCACAUUUGCAUACUUUGCUUUGGCUUAAUAAUUUUCCUAAUGUUGACACAUUAGAUGGACGUAAAACUAUUAUUGAAUUUAUCGAUAACUUUUUAACAACCUCAUUACCAGAUAAACAAACUGAUUUAGAAACACAUAUGCUUGUGAAAAAACAUCAAUGGCACAUUCAUACAUUCACAUGUUCUAAAGGUAAUGCUAAAAUUCGAAUACGUAGAGGACGAAAAUUCAAAGAUGAACAAUCAUCAACACUUGCCAACGAAAUUCAAAAUAAAGAUAUUAAUAAAAAUUAUUUACACGAAAACGAAAUAUAUGAACAAGUAGACCCAAAUAACGAUCCUGAUAUAACACAAACAUUUCGUUGUAAUCACGAUAUUCAAAUUAUUACUGAUCCAUGGGCUUCAGCUGAAUAUUUAUUUUCUUAUUUAUCAAAAAAUGCACAAUUGGAAAAAAAUUUAGUCUAUCAAAUGUCAAAUUGCACUUGCUCAAGUCUAGCAGAAGCUAAAAGUGUUCUUUUAAAAACAGGUAAUGCAAUUUUAUCUCAUCAUCAAGUUGGCAAAGUUGAAGCAUCAUGGACUGUACUAGGAAAAAUUCUAAAUGAACCAGUUGUAGAAAAUCCUCUUUGGCGUCAUGAUUUUGAACAACCACCAUUACUUCAAACUGCAAAUCUUCUACCUCGAAUAAUUUUAUCGUCUGGUUCAAUCUUAAUUCAACAUAAAAAACCAGCGUGUAUUAGUUUUCAUUGUCAUACUGAUGAUCCAGUUCGUGCUAUAUAUUCAAUGCUUUCAAUUGGUAUCCAAUAUCGAGAUCCAAUAGAACAAUUUUUAGGUGGUAAACAAGAUAAUGAUAUUAAAACAAUUCACGAAACAUUAUUGAAAUACAAAUCUAGCUUAUUAGAAAGAUUCAACAUAUUACCGGCAGCAUACAAAAUACAAAUGAUUAAUGCAUUAGAACGUUUAUGUGAUUUAAAUGCUCACGACUUCGUUACCAAAUCAAGAGAAUCAUUUAUUUUUCUAGACGAAGAAGAUGAAAAUACAGAAGAUGGGACAAAAGAUACUAUUCACCAAAAUAAUUCCAAAAAAAGUGCUGUUUCUACAACAAAUAAAGAAAAGAGUUUAACAAACGAUGUUACUAAAAAUGAAAGAGAAAAUUUUUUGAAUUCAAACAAGCUUCUAACAAAUAAUACAUAUACUCCAACCGAACAACUGUUAGCUUCAGCAAACUCAGAACAAAUUUUCUUAGCAAAUUUUUUUCGACAAUAUCUCGGAGCUUUAACGCAAUAUGAAGAUUCUCGUGAGCGAUGUAAAAAUGUAACGAAACCACUUCCUUUUCAUAUAGUAAUAAAUGGCUUAGCUGGCUCCGGAAAGUCUUAUGCAGUAUCUAUUAUUGAACAAAUGUUAACGGAUUUUUGUAUUAGUGAAUCAGCUGUUCGAAAUCGUCCACGAAAAAGAAAAGGAUUACUUAAAAUGGCUCAUACAGGCAAAGCUGCAUUAAAUAUUCAUGGUUGGACUAUUCAUACAGCUUUAGGAAUGCGACCAGAUAAUUCAUCAACUCCAAAUGAUGCAACAUCUUUUAAAAUACAUUCAUUAAAAGAUGGUCUUGGGGAUUUACUUUUAAUUAUUAUUGAUGAAAUUUCAUUAGUGUCACAUAGUCUGUUUCAAAAAAUUAAUAAAAGACCAAUCAAUUUUAAUAUUAAUAUGCGACAAGGAGAUGAUCGUUUAUUUUUUGAUAUACUUUAUCGGAUUAGACUAGGUCAAUACACAGACGAAGAUGAAAUCAUAAUAAAAAACAGAAGUAUUCGAGAAGAAGAUAACCCAAAACAUUAUCAAGAACGAUUAAAUGAAUUGAACUCUUUAGAUUUUGCUAAUGCUGUAUACGCAUACAGUGUGCGUUCUAAAACAAAUGAAAGAAAUUGUUUUAAAUUAAAAGAGAUUACAACUAGACUAAAAACAACAGUAUAUAUUAUUCAAUCGAUAGACAAAGUUGGCAUGGCUCGUACUCUGUUUUUCAAACCAUUACAAGCUACCAACAAACAAUGUAAAGUUAUUUUAAAACCAUCAGAUGACGAAAAUGAGUGUGGUUCAAUGCUCGAACAACUACAAUUGUGCAUAGGCGCACGCGUAAUUUGUCGACGUAACAUAGACUUUGAUCAAUCGAUAGUUAAUGGCACUGAAGCAACUGUAAAGAAUAUAGUUUGGAACAACGAUGAUGACAUUAUCUUACCAAUAUCAAACAAAUGUCUGUUCCCAUAUCUACAACGAGCACUACGGGUUACACUACCGAAGUAUGUCGAGUUAGAACUGGAUAAUGGUUCCAUAUAUAAGAUGACUCCCGAAGAAGUAAGCUUCAAAGACAAAAAUGGAAUUUGGAUGACACGUAAACAACUACCUCUGAGUCUUGGCUAUGCAAUCACAGUUCAUCGCUCACAAUGUAUGACUUACAACAAAUUAGUGAUUGACCUUACUGGUAUAAAUUGGAAACCGGGAAUGUUUUAUACUAUUUUAAGUCGUACACGUAAAUUAACAGAUAUUAUAAUUUUAGCAUACAAUCGUAAAUCAUUCAAAGUUUCAAAACCAGCACUAAAUGAAAUGCUUCGAUUACAAAAAUUAGAAGAAAAUUAUCCGAUUAAAAUUGAAGACUAUUUAAGAACUGAGAGAUAUAUUGAUUGGAAUUUAUCACAAUCUUUCAAAUUGACUGAACCAAUAUCAAGCAUGCGUGAAAAUGAUAUGAUUACGACUUCAGAACAAGAACAAAACUAUUGUGGACGUCAUGCACUUCGUGCAUUAACACAAAAUAUGGAUUUAUUUAGUGAUUCAUAUUUAAUAGAGAUCGCGAAAAAUUUAGCGAUUAAUGUGCAAAUAAUUCGAAAUACACAAUCGGUAAAUAUUAGUCAAUACACUUACAAAGAUAGUGGAGAUUAUGACAUUCAAAUUUUGAACUCUGCUCUUUUAAAUAUUUUUAAUAUUGAACUCAUACAAAUUCACAAUAUAGAAAUAACAACUUGCCCUCUCCGAAGUAUGAUCUUGUCUAAUACAGAACUAAUCCAAGGAUUUCUUAUUCAACAAAAUUAUCACUAUUACUGUUUACGUCGAUUUCGCUUAACAAAAGAAGUUUUUUUCAAAAUUGAUUCUAAAAUAUCAACCUACCACGAACGUAUUCCGGCUCAUUAUAUAUUGGAUUUUAUCAAAAGGCUUUUGCAAUGCAAAGCGAAUAUAUACAUACCUAUUGAACACUUGGAAACUGAAUCAACUCAAGAGCUCUCAAUUGAAAAAUUAGCUAAAAGAUUAUGGAUUUUGCAUGAAUCACCAGCCGAUUUAGAACCUUUAGCUUGUUCAUUUUAA
Molecule: messenger RNA, 4953 nt
Organism: Rotaria socialis
Lineage: Eukaryota; Metazoa; Rotifera; Eurotatoria; Philodinida; Philodinidae
Source: the annotation of a GenBank genome assembly